Molecule: messenger RNA, 1713 nt
Organism: Nerophis lumbriciformis (worm pipefish)
Lineage: Eukaryota; Metazoa; Chordata; Actinopteri; Syngnathiformes; Syngnathidae
Product: serum paraoxonase/arylesterase 2-like
Molecular function (GO): arylesterase activity
Source: RefSeq, a predicted model, not a curated record
CUUGGUUUGCUGGCAAGAGCAGAUUAGGUGACAGCGCAAAGCUUCACAACACGAUUGCUAUAUUCCCCUGCAGGGUUACGUCUCACCUUUAGUACAGAUUGCCAUUCGCCAUUUUAGACAUGGAUUCAUUUGGCUUGAUGACAAUUGGCGUAACGCUGAUUUAUGUCCUGCUUGGCGAGAGGAUGGUCAAUGUGAGGAAGAUGUACAUGGCUACUCGGGAACAAGUCAAGAACCAUCUCCCCAACUGUGUUCCACUGAAGAAUCUAAAUAACGGUGCAGAGGAUAUAACUGUCUUUGGAGAUGGACUCGCCUUGAUAAGCUCUGGUUUGAAGUACCCAGGAAUACCAUCAUCAAAUGCUCCUGGAAAGAUCUUCCUUCUCAAUCUGAAAGACUCUGAGAUGGAACCAGUGGAGUUGCUCAUUUCCAAAAACUUUGACCUGAAGACAUUUAACCCUCACGGCAUCAGUGUCUAUACAGACGCUACAAAUGGGUCAGUCUACCUGUUUGUUGUGAAUCAUCCUCACCACAACAGCCAAGUAGAGUUGUUUGAAUUUGUUGAAGAGGAGCGCUCCCUUGUUCAUCUAAAGACAUUCAAACAUAAACUUCUUUACAGUGUCAACGAUAUUGUAGCAUUUGGAGUGGAUCGUUUCUAUGCCACCAAUGAUCACUAUUUCUCCAAUGAACUCAUUAAAACCAUAGUAGAGCCUCUUCUAGGUCAACCUGGGGCUAAUGUUGUGUAUUACAGUCCAGAGACCGUCAAAGUGGUCUCUGAGGGGUAUCACUUUGCAAAUGGCAUCAACGUCUCACCAGACAAAAGGCAUAUCUAUGUGACCGAUAUAUUUGCUCAUAAUGUGCAUGUGUUGGAGAGGAAAGACGACAAUGCAUUGGUCUCUGUGAAGUCCAUUCCUCUAGGUUCACUCUGUGACAACAUCGAAGUAGAUCCUAAAACCGGUGACCUAUGGAUUGGGUGUCUACCUAAUGCAUGGAAAAUUUUCCAUUUUGACCCCAAAGAUCCGCCUGGCUCAGAGGUUGUCCGCAUCCAGAACAUUCACUCAGACGACCCACUGGUGACUCAGGUGUAUGCUGACGACGGUCAUGUGAUCAUGAGUUCCUCUGUUGCUACGAUCUAUGGAAGCAAACUGCUCAUUGGCUCAGUUUUUCAUAAAGCCUUAUGCUGUGAGUUGGAGUAGGCAGUAAAAUGUCAUUGAACAGACAAAAAAAAUCAACAAUAGACGAAUUUCAUAAGAAAAUCUAUGACCACAAUACAGUUACAUCCAUUAUUUUUUACAGCCCUUGUGAGGUAAAUACAAGUGGGAUGUUAUAAGUAGGGAUAAUGUUAAUAAUAGAUUAAGUCAUUGAUUACUUGUUACUUGGUACAGAUAAUGUGCAGUACUCUUCUGCAACCAGCAGAGGUGAUGGCAAUUAACUAACAUCAGGAAAUUGGCUAUAUAGGAAGUUGAACUACAUUCAUGCAGAAUGCUGCUAUGGCAGCAUUAUUCUGACAUGUAUGUAUAAAUGAUAAAUAUAAAUAACUGUUAAAAAUCAAAUGUUAAUUUCCCCUAUCAUUUUUGUCAAAUGUCCCUAGCUUUGAGUAUACAUUGGCAAUGAUGUGGAUCACAAGAUGCUAGAAGAUGUGUGACAGGUUUACCAUUGAAUUGUUUAUUAAAGUGAGCCUCCCCUCAGAGAAUAAACAACAAUAUGUGGGAAAUUUUG